Molecule: messenger RNA, 1617 nt
Organism: Phyllotreta striolata
Lineage: Eukaryota; Metazoa; Arthropoda; Insecta; Coleoptera; Chrysomelidae
Source: the annotation of a GenBank genome assembly
GUCGUAACCUUGUCCAAAUUCCGAUAUUGGUCGUAAUUAAAUAGGAAAAAUGUAAUGUGGCCGUUGAAUUUCGCAAUUAAAUUCGAACGAAAAUGGAUUGUGGGUUAUUUCGGGCGGUUUGUGUUUGGAUUUUCCUCGGCGCUGCCGUGUCUUCGCAAAGCACUCUGACCGAGAAGAUCCAACAGGACCCCGCCUACGCGGAAUUCAGCUCGAAAAUAUUAAGCAACAACAAAGCGGCCAUAUUGAAACUCCACUACGAACAACUGACGGUCUUCGUCCCGGAAAAUUCCGCUUUCCCCACCGGCGCCUCCUACGCCCCCCACCUGAUAUUCUACCACACCUGCUACGGCUACAAGCCCUUGGGCGUGCUGAAUACCACCCAACGAUUGCGCACCGCCCGCCCGGGGAAUCCCCCCUUAUGGGUGACCAGAAGAGGCGAGGACAUUUACAUCAACAACGCCAGGAUCAUACAGGAUAAAUCCAACUACGUAUCGAGGACUAUAGGGGGCCACGGGGGCGUUGUCAAGCGACAGGUUCUACACGUCAUCGACGCCAUCUUAGACCCCGUCAUCGCUUCACCAGCAUCCCCGCCUACAGCCUGGAACCUCCUGCAGGACAUCUCCACCUGGCGCUUCGGCGCCGCCAAAACCGUCGCGAAUUUCCUCACCAAAGUGCGGGAAACCAAAACCCAGUACGCCUUCGAUCAGACCGGCUCCGGGCACACGUUCUUCCUGCCGCUCGACGCCGGCUUCGAUCCCUACCAGUUCAACGCCGUCGACAGGGACAUCGUCUACGGGCACGUGGUGCCCUUCUACGUGCUGUUCACGGCGCCCACGCCGCGAGGCGUCUUCUACGAAUCGCUGGCGAACGACGACGACGUCUACGUGGUGCUGGCCGUCGAGGAGGAGCUCGGGAAGCACUACGUUAGAGGCCGCAUGCGGCGGGAGGGCGGCGAAAGCGGGGAGUUUAAAGUCGAGAUUGUAGUGGCGAAUAUACCGGUAGAAAAUGGCGUCGUGCAUUUGAUAGCGCGCCCGCUGGGGAUCUACCGGCGCCGGUUGCGCCCCUUUCCCUACGUGCCCAUUGCGGAGCGAUUGAGCGCCGAUCCGGAGACGGACAUGUUCUAUUCCAUGGGCCAAAGGACCGGUUUCAACAAGAUCUUCACCAAGCCCAACGUCAGCUUCACCUACUUCGUACCGCGCGACUCCGCCUGGACCGCCAUGGAACGCGCCGGCCUCGAACCGGUCGAAACCGAUUUGGAACUAUUAGGUAGGCAUUUGGUGAUAUCGGGAUCGCCCUAUUCGAUCGAGCAGCUGUCGUCGAUGACGAAGGCGAAUCAUUUCGGGGACGUGGAGCUGCCGUCGAAGGGGGGCCCGUUGCGGCUGAUGGUGCUCCGAUUGAAAGAUCGAUUCUACGUGCGUUGGAACAAUCGAUACAUCGAAAUCGUGCGGGCGAAUUACGAAUGCACCGACGGCAUCGUGCACGUGCUGGCGGCGCCGAUGGCGCAUCUGCGUCGGAUCGACGGCGAUGAUUUUUGGACGGCGUCGGGGCGGUUUGUGGAUAAAAUCGUCCGAUUGAUUGAUUGAUUUGUUGAGCGAAUAAAACGAGGUGUUACGUACG